Messenger RNA from Suillus fuscotomentosus, 2102 nucleotides. RefSeq names its product cytochrome P450. Gene Ontology annotation, molecular function: oxidoreductase activity, acting on paired donors, with incorporation or reduction of molecular oxygen; monooxygenase activity; iron ion binding. The coding region runs from base 417 to 1940 and encodes 507 amino acids. NCBI's taxonomy places the organism in Eukaryota, Fungi, Basidiomycota, Agaricomycetes, Boletales, Suillaceae. The record is from RefSeq and is a predicted model, not a curated record. The transcript has 12 exons.
GUAGGGUCCAGAUUAACGUUAUCAUCCUUGUUCCAAGUAAAGUUGGGUCAAUAGUAACAUCGCUAUGGUCCACGCAGAACCCCCAGCCUAACCUUCUCACUGACUCGGAUAAGAGGUAAUUCCGAAUCACAAAUAUUCGGCGUCCUUACCAAAUAACCGUGGCAUCGUGUUGGAGAGUGAUCGGCGAUUCGACUCUGCCCUAGUCCAUGUUUCAAGAACUCACUCCCAGCUUGACAUUCUCACUAGCAAGAGUAAUGUGGCUAAUGAUUCUCCUCCUCUACCGUAAUCUGCAUUACGAAGUCCGGCUCCCCUUCCCAGCCAGAGCGACCUUAAUCCCGGUUAUACUUCCGCGUCGAAUAAGAUAAGUAGUGCUAUUGAAUUUUUCACUCAAAUCUUUUUCCAGCCCACUCAACACCAUGAUCCCAGAAAACUCCAUCAUGAGUGUCAAUAUAUCAUAUACCGCUAGUAUCGUCGCAAUCGUGGUGGUCUUUGCCAAGUUAUACCAGAAGUCCUCAUUAGCCUCCGGAAAGAACAGCAUUCCGCUUCCGCCUGGACCUCCCGCCCGUUGGUUCUGGAGCAACGCUUUACCUACUGUGAACAUUGCCCAUGCGCUGACCGACUUGGUCCGGGAGUAUGGCUCGAUCGUGUCGUUGCGACAAGGUAGCCAAGUGAUAGUUGUCAUUGGCAGCGUUGAGGCAGCCACGGACAUCAUGGAGAAAGAGGGGGGAUCACUGGUUGAUCGACCGGGGUCCGUUGCUGUGGGUGAGAUGCUCUCAAAGGGAAUGCGGAUUCUCAUGGCUCGUUCCGGAGAUCGUUUUCGGCGCCUCCGGAAAGCAGUACAUACCCAUUUACAACCGAAGGUGGCAGAGACAUACCAAAAUAUGCAACGCGAGAAUGCGAUGAUUUUCGUAUUGGAUAUGCUGAAUGAUCCAAAGAACCCCCAGAAGCACGCACAGAGAUUUGCAGCAUCAGUCAUUCUUCGGGUGACUUAUGGGAAGUCUGUGCCCACUGCCAACACCGAUCCUGAAGUUGUCCGUAUCCGCAGAGUCAUGGAGCAUUUUCAGGUCGCGAUGCGCCCAGGAGCUUAUCUCGUCGAUCGUGUGCCCCUUUUGCGCUACUGGCCUAGUUACGGAAAACAACUUGCUGAGUGGCAUCAUGAGGAGCUAGAGCUAUACAAGCAUCAACUACAGCGCGUCGAGAGUGAAAUUGAUCAAAACACAGCCGGCCCCUCUUUUACUAAGACACUAUUGGAGCACGCCAAUGAAUAUCAACUUUCCACAGAUGAAAUGGCAUAUCUUGCCGGAUCACUCUUUGGGGCGGGAUCUGAUACGACCGCUGUUGCAAUGACCGUUGCUAUUAUGGCUGCAGCAUGUUACCCAGCGGCCCAGGCAAAGGUCCACGAGGAGCUUAAUAUGAUCAUCGGGUCAGACAGAGCGCCAACAUUUGAAGACUCAAGCUCCCUCCCCCAAUUGCAUGCGUUCUUGUUGGAAAGCUUGAGAUGGAGACCUGUCAUCCGCAUAGGAUUUCCACACCGUGCAACAAAGGAUAUUUUCUGGCAAGGAUACUACAUUCCUGAGGGUGCAAUAGUUUAUGGGUGCCAAUGGGCUAUUUCUCGCGAUCCUAUUGCCUUCCCAGAUCCUGAAACGUUCGAUCCCCAGCGCUGGAUUGACUCCGAAGGCCGCCUCAAAGACAACGUCAAGUUCAUCACAUAUGGCUUUGGUAGACGUGUAUGUCCCGGUCUGCACCUCGCAAACCACUCGUUGUACAUCAGCCUCGCACUUCUGUUGUGGUCUUUCCGCAUCGUUCAACGACCUGACGCCCCGAUCAACACGCAUGCUUUCUUGGAUGCUGUUAUUGCCCACGCAAGGCCAUUUGAAAUCGAUGUCAUUCCCCGGAUCGAAGUUGCGAAACUGAAAGAGCUUAUGACUGACGGUGUAUAGAUUAAAGAAGCUUAUAUCCGCCGGAGAGAUAUUAGACUACAUAGGAGAGCUGGUCCAGCAUAUGCAUGUAGACAGGCAAGACGAGCAUGUCAUUUAUUUGAGUUCAAUCAGCAGAGGAAGAAAGGCACCCGGGAAAACUCAUCACAACGGACUCAUCAACAC